UUGUUUAUUUAUUUGGUGGGUCCUGAAUUUUUUUAAAUUCCCUCUUUUGUCCCAGAGUCAGUUUCCUUUUUGUUGUGAAGUCACCGUUUUACCCCUCGAUCGGUGACGUUUUGCUUUUUACUCCCCAAAAAUUUUAUUUUUAAUCGGAUUUGCUAUCCUUCUUGGGUUGGAUUUGUGGUCCAUUUUAACUGCUGCUGCACACGUGGCAUGCACACAGAGAGCGAUCAUAUGAAUACCAAAACGAUGCGUUUGCCACCUCGUCGGAUUUCGACGACCAAUGCAUCAAAUAAUGCCAACAGCAACAACAAGCGCAAGGAGAAGGAGGGUGACUUCGACGCGCUCCAGCAGACCAAGACGCUCAAGCUGGCCCCACCGCCCCAAGCCAAGCCGUCCGAGCCAGCCCCGCCUCCCGGUCAGCCCGGUCAGCUCCUGGCUGGUUAUCUGGCGCACGAGUUCCUCACCAAGGGCACCCUCCUCGGGCAGCCGUGGGACCCCUCCCGAGCCGAGCCGGCUCUAUCGGGAGUCAGCAGCAGCAAGAUCGAAGCCGAGCCGAAGUUCGAGAGCUUGGAGAGAUACGUGGAAGUCGCUGAUUUGCUGAAAACGGAGGGGGCCCACUUGGCUGGCGUUGUGAAUCCAACUCAGCUCGCUGGGUUUUUACAGUUGUGAGGCAAAGGCGAGCUUUGUGGGGGACGCGUGGAGUGCAAGGAUUAAAAAUGCAUCUGGCAUUUUUGGCUCCAAAUAUGGAAAUUAGGAUUUUUGUAGGGGGCAAAAUGCAAAAUGCAAAAGAAAAAAUGUUUAGUAGUUGCAGGGGCUUUUAGGUAGGCAUUGCUUUAUGAAUGUGUGUCUCUCUUGUCAUCCAAAUGUAUUAUAAAAUGUCCUCUAGUCAUCCAAAUGUAUGAUAAAAUGUCAUUUCGAUUUAA
Molecule: messenger RNA, 920 nt
Organism: Pyrus x bretschneideri (Chinese white pear)
Lineage: Eukaryota; Viridiplantae; Streptophyta; Magnoliopsida; Rosales; Rosaceae
Exons: 1
Coding region: 208-666 (152 amino acids)
Source: RefSeq, a predicted model, not a curated record